Molecule: messenger RNA, 4256 nt
Organism: Astyanax mexicanus (Mexican tetra)
Lineage: Eukaryota; Metazoa; Chordata; Actinopteri; Characiformes; Acestrorhamphidae
Gene: uts2r4
Product: urotensin-2 receptor 4
Exons: 1
Coding region: 706-1767 (353 amino acids)
Biological process (GO): blood vessel diameter maintenance; neuropeptide signaling pathway; regulation of blood pressure
Cellular component (GO): membrane
Molecular function (GO): urotensin II receptor activity
Source: RefSeq, a predicted model, not a curated record
GUGUGAGUGAGAGAGAGUGUGUUAAGAGGACAGAGAGAGAGAGAACGAGAGGCAAGAGGAAGGACAGGCGAGGCAACAGACAAGGAGCAAAGUUUGUAAGCGAGAGAACUGUGCGGGAGAAUGCAACACAAACUCUGACACUCUCCCUGACAAUAGUCUUCCUCAAGGAUCCAGGAGUUCAAACCUUGGAUGGAAACAUUCGUGGCAAUUCACUUCCCUGGGAAGAAGAAUCGGGAGCAGAUAACCUUCGAUUGGAUUUCUAGAUGUUCCCAAUCAGGUCCUAGGCUGUUGUAUUUAGGCACAUCUGAAGGACUUUACAAGCUUUUGACUGCACAGCACUGGAACAUGGAUUUGUGUGAGACUAGUUCAUCUACAUGUUUCUCUCUACGGACUUGUCAUCCAUGCUCGAAAGUUAGUCACUUUCUGUUUCAUGUUUGAAUGGAAAACAGGAACCUCAUCCAAAGUUCAACAUCUCAUAAUCCCAGAUCCAGCCGUUCCGAAGACUUUGAAUAUGCCUAGUUACCUGGCAUGGAUGUAGAUGAAGUCGUCCCUUUGUAAGAAGCUUUAAGACUUCUGAUCAACUUGAAAGCCUACAGUUUAUGGUGGAUAAACCAGCGGACAAUCCAGUAUUUCCUCCCAACCAAUAAAUAAACCUCUUGAAUCUAUUUAGCUUUUUCAACAGACCUCCAGACUUUUUUGUGGAACAUGAGCCUGACACAGAAUAGCAGCAUCUCUACCCCUUCGUUGAGUCCAAAUUCUGGCAACAGUGGAGCAGGAACUGGCUCGAGUGGAGGUGGAGGGGGUGUAACAUGGGUAACCCCUCUUCUGGGUGCCACCCUUGUCACCAUGUGUGUCCUGGGUGUGGCAGGCAACCUGUACACCUUAGCCAUAAUGCGCUCAGCUGUUCUGCGCCGUGCUGGAUCCAUGCACGUCUUCAUCGUGAACCUUGCAGCAGCUGACCUGCUCUACCUGGCCACCAUCCCCUUUGUGGUGUGCACCUACUUUGCCCAUGACUGGUUCUUCGGUGAGACAGGCUGCCGGGUGCUGCUGAGCCUGGACCUGCUCACCAUGCAUGCCAGCGUUUUUGCACUAGUGGCAAUGAGCAUGGAGCGUUAUCGAGCUGUGGCUGCCCCUUUCCAUGCCCGUCGCCAUUCCACCAUCCGCCGCCACUGGAUGGUGGCACUGGGCAUCUGGACUGCAGCCUUCGUCCUUACGUUACCCAUGAUGGUGAUGAUCCGGCUACGAGAGGGACGUCCAGGACCGGGCGGUCUGGUCAAGCGUAUCUGCUUCCCCACCUGGAAGCUGGAGGCCUUCAAAGCCUAUCUAACUGUGCUUUUCUUCACUAGCAUGCUUGUUCCCGGUUUGGUUAUGGUGGGGCUAUACGCUGGUUUAGCAAGACGCUACUGGACAGCGCAGGCUAACCUGAACCGCAGAGGAGGAACAGGAGCUGGAAGAAGGACAAAACUCAAGCAUAAAGUGGUGGCCAUGAUCUUCAGCAUCGUGGUGGCUUACUGGGCCUGCUUUCUGCCUUUCUGGGGUUGGCAGAUGGCCAAGCUCUUCUCAUCUGAGUCACUGCGCUCGCUCUCACCUGCCGCACACACUUACGUCAACUUCUUUGUCACCUGCCUGACCUACGGAAACAGUUGUGUGAACCCGCUACUCUACACUCUGCUCACCCGCAACUACAAAGACUACCUGGCUCAGAGGGGACAGUCCUCAUGCUCUAGUCGUGGCGACCAGGGGUCGGCUGCAGGGGGCAAUGCAUGAAAUGAUCAUAGGCCAGUUUGACCUUCAUGCUUUGGACCUUGACAUCUCAGUUUAAUUUGCAGAUUCUGAAUAGUAUUCUUUUUUAUAUUAUGAAUUGAUGUGCCACUGGUUCCCUGUCCAGGGGGUCUUUCUGCCUAGCACCUAUCGAUUCCAGGUAGGAUCUGGGUUAAUCUCGACCAUGAUCUGGAAGAAGUGGAUACGGAGAUGGAUGGUUGUUUGUUUGAUGUACCUCUAAUGGUGCUUUACAUGGUGUAUUACAUACUAUGUCUGACUGUAUGUAUGAACUGUCAAACUACUGUCAAACUCGUUCCUUCAACUUUCCUGAAACUUCAUAUACUACCUGACCAGAAAGACCAAUCAUAAGUCUCCAAUUACAGGGGUCUCAAUACCUUCAAAAAUUCAUAGACAAUUCUGCGAAGUGUGUGUGCUUGGUUACAGCUUUUUUGCACAGGUAUUGUUAAGAUUAUGAUGGGUGGACUGUUAAGAUAAAGAUAUACUUGCUGUUAACAUACGCAAGAUGGAUGCAUCACAUUUCCUGCAUCCUUUUGGUGCAUUAGUCCCAGAUAGGACAUCCGGACAGAGCACGGUAAGUGCCAACAUUCCUUGUUGGCAGGUAUAAUAUGACAGGUGGUCCGAGCUGCAAUCGCCAAAAACCCUGUUUACAGAGUAUAAUAAAGGAAUUGGUCUGGGAAUUGCCUGCUUAUGCCAAACCUCUGGUUUAUAAGGAUUUAUAAACCACAUUCCGCAUGGCUGAUGCUGAGUCUACCAUAUAAAAGCCAAGCUCAGGCAGAUUCUUCCUGUUUUCUAGGACAGGGCAGUGCUGAAAAGUUUUGAAGAACAGAUACCUACAUCUUCCCACUGUGGGCAGUGGAAGUUUCUAAUUAAAGCCUUCAGUAACAUGUGUAGCACAUAGGCAAGUAUAUGAAUAUCUCUAGCCUUAAGAUAUGCAGGGAAAUGGGGUGAGAUAAUUCCAGCUACUUUUAGAGCACUUUGAAUGGGUCUGACCUUUUCCUAAAUGUCAACCCUAGUUUCCAGGAUUUUUCAUAAACGGUGCUUUAGAGGACUGCUGUUGGGAUGCGUUUCAAAUGUGAUGGACGUCUGAAACAAUGACAUUUGAUGAACUGCUGCGCAAGAAGUUAUGAUGACUCAAGUAAGUUGGAACUUCAAGACUUUGACUUUGUUUCGGCAGUCCUCUGAACUUGCGAUCAGGUUGCCAAUGAUUCAGUGGCACAUGUACCAAGAACCCAGGACUUUAUUUUCUUAUAGAGCUAGGCUAUUCAUACUGUGGUGCAUAAAAGUCUGUGAUUCCUUUAGAAUUUUAGAUAUUUCUGCCUAAAUCUGAUGCAAAACUUUUUCACACAAAUAAGCAGAAUCAGACAAGCAGAAUCAAAACAAAGCAGACAAAAAUAUUAGACUCUGUAUGCAUUAAUUGAGAAAAAUGAUCCAAGAUUACAUAUAUGUUGGUGGCAAAGAUAUGUUAACCAGCUCUGAUAUGCUGUUGUUUUUCCUCCCAAGAACUGCUGGUUCAGCUCCUUCCAAAACAUUUCUACUCGAUUAGGGUUAUUUUUUGGGUCAUUCCAGUACAUGAAUUUUACGCUUCUUUGUCCUUCAUUUAAGUUUGAUAUUUUUUUGUGCUUAGGUUAAUUGUCUUGCUGCAUGGCCAACAUUACUGCAGUGGUACUGCUUUCUAAAAAUAAGAAAAUAAUAAUUAGAUACAUUUACUCACUUAAUGCCAUGAAUGGCACACAGAUGCCCCAUAUGUGGCCAUGUGAAGUUUCUAGAAUCAGGCAUAAAUAAGAGACCACUUUAGAUUCUGAAUCAGUGUCUCUGAUUUUGCUAUUUAUAGGUAUAUGAGAAAAAGGAACAAUUGCUUUUGGAUAACUUUAUCCCACUCCUGGUGCAAAAAAUUGAGCAGUUCAGCUUGGUUUGAUGGCUUGUGAUCAUCCAUUAAAGAGGUUAUUAAAGAGGUUUUCAAUUUGAUAAAAUCAAAGAAACUCAUCAUUUUAAGUGGUUUCAUAUUUUUUUCAGAGCUGUAUAUUCAGAGCAUACCUGGGUGGGCAGUGUAGGGUAGGCAGCAUGCUGAAUUAGAAUUACUUUUGUGAUACCUUUGGGACUGUCAGUACCCCCUUAAGUCAGGACCCCUUGCUUAAGAAAUAAUCUUAUUUGUUCAAGCCAUGAUACACUUCAACCCAUGUGUUGCGAAGAUAAAACUUUAAUAGAGUCCUGUUUUACACCUGAUUAUGAUCCCAAUGGUUGAAAACACUUGACCCUUAUUUCUAAUUCUAAAAUUUCCUUUUAAUCCUAAGGGUUCACAUACUUUUUCCAUCCACAUCGAUUUGCAAUGUAGGAUAAUUUCCUCAAUAAAUACACGAUAAAAGUUUAAUAAUUUUGUCUCAUUUGUUUGAUUUGGUUUUCUUUAAGUAUAUAUCUGAAAAUAAUUUAAGUGUAACAUAAGGUUUUUGGUCAAAUUCAUGAUGAAAUAUUGGAAU